AAUUUCUUUCUUUCGCCUCCCAAGUCCCAACUCACCCAACCUUUUCGCUUUUUUUUUUUUUUACUUUUCCACUCCUAUCGCUUAAUCUAUUUGCUCACUGCAUGCUGUCCUGACCCCGGCCAGACCUGUGAUUCUGUUUGUUCGUGUACUGAAGAAAGCAUGCGCCUGGUCUGCAGUCUGCACACCAGCAGCUUCUGCAGACUCAGUGAGUAGAAGGCGAGUGAUAGCAGCAGCUGGCCAGCUCGCUUUACACACACUCUGAGCUCAGGAAGCUUGGCAUGGCUCUGAGGCCAGUCCAUGGCUUGGCGUCUCUUCUUGUCCUCCUCUCCUGCCACUGUCAUGGUGGAAGAAGCGAGCAGGGUGCAGAGGUGCCGAGGCUGGAGCACGACGUGACGUCGCCCCUGGCCACGGUCCCGGUGGUGAACCCGACGGCGACGCCCGUGGCGAUGCCCACCGCGACGCCGACGCCGUCUCUGGCCACCGGCGGCGGCGGUAGCUGGUGCGUGGCGAGCCCCAGCGCGAGCGCGACGGCGCUCCAGGUGGCGCUGGACUACGCGUGCGGGCAGGGCGGCGCGGACUGCUCGCCCAUCCAGCAGGGCGGGAGCUGCUUCAGCCCGGACACCGUCCGCGACCACGCGUCCUACGCCUUCAACAGCUACUACCAGAAGAACCCCGUGCAGACCAGCUGCGACUUCGCCGGCACCGCCGUCCUCACCACCACCAACCCAAGUACUUCUACGUGUCAGUAUCCAGCAACGAGCACCGGUGGAUCGGUCCUAAACACGUCGACUCCGCUGACACCAACGUACGGAUCUCCGCCCGGGUACGGGAGCUCUCCACCGGCCGGAUACGGCAACUCCCCUCCGCUGUACGGGAACAUGUCGCCGCCGAACUAUGGCGACAACAUCAGCGCCGCCGUGAGGGCACUGCAGCCCGGCCGGAGGACGACGACGGCCGCCGUGUCGCUGGCGACGACGUGCCUCCUGACCGCAGCACUGUCACUGACGACGGUGAGCGGCUGAACCUGCACUCGCAACAAUAGUUCCAGGUCGCCGCGGUUGUCUCCGCCGCAGGUUCAGUUGCAGAAUGGCAGCUCAUCAGGUGCCGAUCGUGAUGUCUUCAAGAGCCGAGACAAGCAUGUACCGAUGCAGCAGAGACUACACAGGAUAUACGUACAUGUACACUGUCAGAUCUGACUGAAGAGCAGGAGAGACCAGUGACGCUGUGCUGCCUCUGCCCUCUGGCAGUCACUGGCAAUAGCGUUGCGGUGUUGCCUGCCCUUGUACAGAUAGACUCAUAUACAAUUAUACAUAGCGACGGUUAUGAUCUCUC
This is a messenger RNA of Sorghum bicolor (sorghum), 1332 nucleotides long. RefSeq names its product PLASMODESMATA CALLOSE-BINDING PROTEIN 2. NCBI's taxonomy places the organism in Eukaryota, Viridiplantae, Streptophyta, Magnoliopsida, Poales, Poaceae. The record is from RefSeq and is a predicted model, not a curated record. The coding region runs from base 279 to 1022 and encodes 247 amino acids. The transcript has 4 exons.